This is a messenger RNA of Cladophialophora carrionii CBS 160.54, 1926 nucleotides long. RefSeq lists its product as uncharacterized. The record is from RefSeq and is a predicted model, not a curated record. The coding region runs from base 1 to 1926 and encodes 641 amino acids. Lineage: Eukaryota; Fungi; Ascomycota; Eurotiomycetes; Chaetothyriales; Herpotrichiellaceae. The transcript has a single exon.
AUGUCCGAAGAUGAGGAUGAUGGCAAUACCUGGAACGAACAUCAUCUUGAGCCCAUUGCAGAAGCGAAGUCUGUCUCUGCCUUGACACCACAGGCUGGUGCCCAGAGGCAUAACAUCCUCGAUUUGACAGAAGAAGAGCCGCUCGAAACCAACGACAAGCAAUUUACUGUCCCUAGCCCCGCAACGCGACAGGACGACGCCAACCCCCACUCAAGUCCGAAUCAGCAGAACGAAUCUGUGGAAGAAGCAUACUACGGUGGCUCCGAUGAUAGUACUGAAGGGCCGGUGUUGUCUUUCGCAGUUCUGUCCCGUUCGCUGGCACCUGUGGACCCUGUUGGACAUGAUGACAUGGCAACUCCGCAAAACACUGCAGUAAUGGUAUCCAACCAGGACAGCCCCAACACUCAUGAAGUAACUACGCCUGUCAAGCCUGACUUCUCUCACUUCCUGGACGCCGAGGAGCUGGGUGACCCGAUGGACGGCCCUCCGACCGAUAUCUACCUGAGGAACCACUAUUAUCAGCCCUUCGACAAGGAUGUUUUGAGCGACGGUGUCACACCCAAGGCUACGCCCUCGACUUCGCCUCAGCUGGUUCGAGAUAACGACAGACCCUCCAGGCCAUCCACACCAGUCAGGCAACGGACCGUCUCUGUCGGGAGUGGUGAGCACAAUGGGACAAUAACGGUGGGAUGCGGUGCAUGUGCUGGUGGUGAAAUGGGACCACUGUCGCCCACUGGUUCGACUACAUCUACGCAGCAGGCUUGUGAGAGACACAUUCAAAAGCUCAAGUCCGAAGAAGAAAUGAGAAUGCAGAUUCCCACACCGAUUCCAUCACCGGCUGCGUACAGAGGCCGGCACAAGCUGACAGGCUGGCAAUCAAGACCCGCGACACAAACCAGCAUCGCUCUCUCUAACAUCGGCAUGCCCUCGGUUGUGCGGUCACCGCACCAGAAGAAGCCGAAGCCGAAGCCGAAGCCGAAGCAGAAGCAGAAGCAGAAGCAGAAGCACGUGGACGAUCCGCCGUCACAGAAAACGACAAACCCGCAGCAAAAGCAGGACCCCGUAAAGUGGUCCAGGAGAUGGUGGCGAGACUCUCACUCCCGGGCUGCCAGUAUUUCGACCCCAGCCAAUCCAAGUGGUGACGUUACCGCUGUGGCUGCCGGGAUUGACAGCGAAGAUGAAAGCAGUGAGAGGGGGACGCUCCCGAUCGCGCCGUUCUACGCAGAUCUUUCUUGUUCUGAAUUUGGACCGCCAUCCAGGUCCGUGACACCAAGACCUCAAACCGCCAACUGGAGGCCACCCCAGCCAGCGACAGCGUGUCGGAAUCUCCUGACCGUGUUCGACGACAUUUCCAUAGACAACAUUAUAGAGUCAGAACCCGAUCUCCCUGUCUCGUACGCCGACCUAGACGAUCUCGCCGAGCGGACGCCACAAUGGGACGAAGACGAAGACCAAGACGAAGACGGGGAAGAAGAGUACCACGACGUUCCGGACUGGGACCUCGACGCUGCCCUCCCUCCACCCGAUAUAUCCCGCCACCCGCUCGACAGAGGUAGCCCACGGUCCACCAGAACCGAUCCACGCCGUCUAUCCUCCCUGACGAGUCGAUCAUGGAGGACGAAGAUGAAGACGAAACGGAUGUCAAUGCCAGACCAUCUCGCGGACACAACGCUGCGUUUUCUGGAGGAAGAGUCACGAAGUGGUCUUCAGCCAAGAAGACAGAGACCAUAUGCUGUUGUGGCAGGCGUAGGUGCCAGCGCCAGCGCCAGCGCCGGUGCGCGUCCAGGCCCAGGCCCCGGCCAACCCACCGGCAUCGCUCGACUCGAGGCCAUAAUGGAACGGGCGGAGGAAGAGGCGCGAGCGAACCGAAAGAAGAAGAAGAAGGGCAUGAGAGGUCUUUGGCGCAGGUUCACGCGAAGGGUUUGA